This is a messenger RNA of Cuscuta campestris, 1124 nucleotides long. The record is from the annotation of a GenBank genome assembly. Lineage: Eukaryota; Viridiplantae; Streptophyta; Magnoliopsida; Solanales; Convolvulaceae.
ACCAAAAAUAGAUUUAAAAAAAAAACAGAACAAUCUCUGGGAUAUACAGCCUUCCGGAUCCGGCAAUAAAAAACAGACACGUUAUUCCGGUUUCGCUGUGAUGGAGGAGGGAUUGAAGCUGCAGCAGAGGCACGGGAAGGCAAGGGUGAGAGUUGCCCGGGUAUGGAGAGAAGAAGGAGACGACGACGGCGGCACACAUCACUUCGCGGAGUGGAACGUCAGCAUAAGCCUCCUCUCCGAUUGCCUUCCCGCCUACAUCGCCGGCGACAACUCUGAUAUAGUCGCCACCGAUACCAUGAAGAACACCGUAUAUGCUAAAGCCAAGGAAUGUUCCAAGCGACUCUCAGCAGAGGACUUUGCUAUUGAGCUGGCCAAGCACUUCACUUCAUAUUAUAGGCAGGUCACUGCUGCUAUCAUCAGGAUAGUAGAGAAGCCAUGGGAACGUGUCAACGUGAACGGCCAGCUACAUACACAUGGUUUUAAGCUUGGGUCUGAGAAGCACACUACUGAAGUGCUCCUAGACAAAUCCGGCGGAUUGCAGGUUACAUCUGGUGUUGAGGGUUUAGCAGUGCUGAAGACAACAAAGUCAGGUUUUGAAGGGUUCAUAAGAGACAAGUACACUAUCCUGCCUGAAACACAAGAAAGGAUGUUGGCCACAGAGGUUACAGCAUUAUGGAGGUUUCAAGACAUAGAAUCAAUCCACUUAAAGAUGCCAAACCUUCAUUUUCUACCUGUCAACUUGUCAAGCAAAGAUAAUCCAGCUAUUGUCAAGUUUGCUGAUGAUGUGUACUUGCCAACGGAUGAACCACAUGGCUCGAUCGAGGCAACUCUGAGCCGCAUUCACUCAAAGAUUUGAAUCCUGGCUUUCAUCAAAGGUCAAUGGUAAAGAGUACUUCACAACACGUUACCCUUAUCCCCUAUCCACAGCAGAAAAUUAAGUAAAGGACUUUGCACUUAUGACUUGUUCAAUGUUCAUGCAGUCUGUAUAUAGAUUGCUUCUAUUGUGCUUGUUUCUAUUGAUUAAAUCAACCAAUCAUCAUCACCUUACUCGUAACAAUGUCGAGGUCAAUCGUACAAAAUUUAGUCUCAAUUAAUUACGGAGUAUAUAAAAUUAUUAAUCAUAU